This is a messenger RNA of Cuscuta europaea, 1481 nucleotides long. Lineage: Eukaryota; Viridiplantae; Streptophyta; Magnoliopsida; Solanales; Convolvulaceae. The record is from the annotation of a GenBank genome assembly.
AAUAAUACUCAAGUCUCAACCUUCACUUAUUUCUUCUUUCCACUUGAUUCUUGAAACGCCGGUCAAUUUCUCCGAUCAUGGCAGUUUCCGGUGUGUCUCGGCUCAUAUUGGCCGUGAGCUGCGCAGCUCUGGUCUUAGCUGGCUACUCUGUUUACCAGAACUCAAUACCCGCCGCCACAGACGGCCAAAUCAGCCAGCUUAGUAAAGUCAUGAUGAUCCCCGCUUGGUUGGACGACACACUAGACGCGGCCAACUUGUUGUCUUACUUUGGUUUCGGCAAAUCCUCCGGCAAGCUUUCCACCCAAGCUUGUGUCUUUGCCGCCGUGAAAGAAGUUGUGGACGCCGCCAUAAACGCGGAGGCUCGCAUGGGCGCCUCCCUCAUCCGUCUCCACUUCCACGACUGCUUUGUUGAUGGAUGUGACGGUGGGAUCCUGCUGAACGACACCGCAAGCUUCACAGGGGAACAGGGUGCAGCGCCGAACAGUGGUUCGGUGAGAGGGUUCAGCGUGAUCGAGCAAGCCAAACUGAACGCCAAAACUAAGUGCUCCGACACGCCCGUUUCUUGUGCCGAUGUCUUGGCUAUUGCUGCUCGCGAUUCCUAUGCCAAAUUCACAGGUCGAACCUACAACAUAACCUUAGGCGCGAGGCGUGAUGCACGAACGGCGAAUUUAACCGGAGCAAACACCCAACUUCCAGCACCAUUCGACAACCUCACUGUCCAAACUCAGAAGUUUGCAGAUAAAAACUUCAGCCAGCGAGAGAUGGUGGCGUUGGCCGGAGCACACACGAUAGGGGUUUCCCGGUGUGUGCUUCUGUGCCAGAGCGGUAAUCUGAACGCCAACAGGACCGCCACCUUGGCAUGCAACUGCACUGCCCCCGGCACAGCGGUGGUUGGCAUGGAUCCCACACCCACAACUUUCGACAAGAGAUACUUCGAGGAGUUAGUCAAAGGUCAAGGCCUUUUCUUUUCCGAUGCAGAACUGAUGAGCAGUAACACGACCGGCACCGUCGCGAGGAGGUACAGGGAUGCCACUGGUGCUUUCCUCACUGAUUUUGCCGCCGCCAUGGUGAAGAUGAGCAACUUGCCGCCUUCCCCCGGAGUUCAGCUCGAAAUUCGCGACGUCUGCGGUCGUGUUAACGCCAACUCUGUUGAAUCUAUGUAAAUACUAGUCUCACUCUUUCCCUCAUUCCUUGUUUUUACCGUUUAUAGUGAAUCCAAGAAUGAAGAUAGCUAUGUGAAAAUUUCACUUUGAAAGUGAGGUUUUGACUACGUUUUGUUUAACAAUAAUAAUAAACACGGAUGAAAGAAGGGGGCUUUGUUUUCUUAUCACCAUUUUGUCGGAGUUAUGCUAUGUUUGACCGACAUAAGUUUCUGUCUUCUAUCUUUUAUACUAUUUAAAAAGUAUUUAAAAACUUCUAGUUGUAUGUUUGACACGUCAAUUUUUAAGAGCUUUUAUAAAAAUUAAAGAUCUUUUUUGAAA